AUUGCGCAUGCGCUGUGCAACUCGAGUGUCAAGUGUGUAUUAGUACCGCCAUGUCCAAAUUGAAAACUUUAACCUGGCCUCAGGUGGUUCUGUUCGGGGAUUCCAUCACACAGGGUUCCUUCCAAGUGAACGGAUGGGGUGCAGGCAUCGCAGAUAAAUUAGCAAGGAAGUGUGACGUAAUCAACAGAGGGUUGUCGGGCUACAACUCCCGAUGGGGAAGGAUUGUUCUUCCUCGUAUACUGCAUCAGGACAAGUCGGAAAACAUCGCAGCAGUUACUGUCUUCUUUGGAGCCAACGACUGCGCCCUGCAAGAUAAAAACCCUCAGCAACAUGUCCCUCUGCACGAGUACUCGGAGAACCUGAAGUCAAUGAGCAGCUACCUGACCAAGGUGGGGGUCCCUGCAGGCAAAGUCAUCUUCAUAACCCCUGCUCCCAUCAAUGAAGCAGCCUGGGAGAAAGAAUGCAAGCUGAAAGGUUGUCCUCUCAAUCGACUGAACUCCGUGGCGGGCCAGUACGCUCAAGCGUGCGUCCAAGCGGCUUCUCAAUGCGGUGUUGACGUCUUAGACUUGUGGACGCUCAUGCAAAAAGACGGACAGGACUUCACAGUCUACCUGUCGGAUGGCCUCCACCUGUCUGCAAAAGGCAACCAGUUUGUGAUGCAGCACCUUUGGGAGCUGCUGGAGAGCAAAGUGGCUCAUCUGCCCUUGAUCCUGCCCUAUUGGGGGGAUGUGGACGUUGGGAGCCCCGAGAACAGUCUGCUGUGUGACCCGUAAACUCGAAGAUAGACAGACGGCAUGAGGACUCUGAUUUUUAAGAGCUUUGAAUGUCAUGUUUUUUGUAUACAAUCAUUUAUUGGGAUGUUUUUAAGUAAUGCAAGCGGUGGACAUGAAUAAAAGCUUUACAUUGAUUAACAAU
This is a messenger RNA of Syngnathus acus (greater pipefish), 915 nucleotides long. RefSeq names its product isoamyl acetate hydrolyzing esterase 1 (putative) (gene iah1). The coding region runs from base 51 to 773 and encodes 240 amino acids. Lineage: Eukaryota; Metazoa; Chordata; Actinopteri; Syngnathiformes; Syngnathidae. The record is from RefSeq and is a predicted model, not a curated record. The transcript is spliced from 6 exons. Gene Ontology annotation, molecular function: hydrolase activity, acting on ester bonds.